Leptidea sinapis is the source of this 6867-nucleotide messenger RNA. It is a transcript of the gene Pcf11, whose product is annotated as pre-mRNA cleavage complex 2 protein Pcf11. Gene Ontology annotation, molecular function: mRNA binding; RNA polymerase II complex binding. Bases 339 to 5357 code for a protein of 1672 amino acids. Gene Ontology annotation, biological process: termination of RNA polymerase II transcription. The record is from RefSeq and is a predicted model, not a curated record. Gene Ontology annotation, cellular component: cytoplasm; mRNA cleavage factor complex. Lineage: Eukaryota; Metazoa; Arthropoda; Insecta; Lepidoptera; Pieridae. The transcript is spliced from 16 exons.
GUAUCUAGGUAGUGUUUAUAGUUUAUGCUUUAUGUUCUCUUUGACAGUCACUCCUAAAGAGGCAAAUCUGGCAUCUGCGGACUGCGCCUAAAAUCUAGGUACAUCAAUUAGAAAAUAGAAAUUGAUAUUGUGUUGUAAUUGAAUUGAAUUGCUGUAUUGAAUUGAUGUACAAAAAGUUAUCAGAUGGACGUACGUGAUAUAAUGUGAAAUUCAAUUGAAACGUGAAAAUAAACAAUAAUAUAGUGAGUAGUAUCCAGAUAAAGGCACUCGUUAUCAGCCAUAACUGAUGCUGUACUAAUUUUGGAUUGUUAUGGUGAUAUUGGUGCUAACGGAUCAAGAUGUCGAAGGAAAAAGAAAUAUCGGACGAAUAUGCGUCGAGCUUAGCCGACCUGACCGUGAACAGCAAACCCCUGAUCAACAUGCUCACAAUACUUGCGGAAGAAAAUAUCGAGCAUGCAGGGAUUAUCGUUGACACGGUGGAGAAGCAUUUGGAGAAGGUUCACUCGGACAUCAAGCUGCCAGUCUUGUAUUUAGUUGAUUCUAUUAUCAAGAAUGUUGGUGGUGCAUAUACACAGAAGUUUUCGCAGAUCAUUGUUAAUAUCUUCACAAAGACUUUUAAACAGGUGGAUGAGAAGGUUAGGUCACAAAUGUUCAAGUUGAGAGAGACAUGGCAUGAUGUUUUUCCAUCAACAAAACUGUACCAGCUGGAUGUGAAAGUAAAUUUAAUUGAUCCUGCUUGGCCAAUUCAAGCUCAACCACACCAGGCAAACAUCCAUGUAAAUCCAAAUUUUCUGAAAAAGGCUCCAGCACCAACCACAUCCACACUGACCGACGAUGAAGAGAGAAUGCGCAGCAUCCUUGCCAAAAAGGAACAAGAACUGCUUAUGCUUCAGCGUAAGAAAGUGGAGAUGGAGCUUGAGCAGACUAGAAGGCAACUGGAGCUUGCAGAGAAAACCACUAAAAAGAGAGUAACUCCAUCAACAAAUAAUGUGCCAUUGGCGAUGGUCAAUCCAGUUGUGGCCCCAGUAAUGCCUCAGAUCGCUGCAGUGCCCACCGUGCCUGACAUUCCAGUCGUACCACCACCUGUGCAGCCAGAACUUGCACCAGUGGUGUCGGUCAAACAGAGAUUGGGACCACCAGUCAACAAGUCGAGCGGCGCGGGACGGAUUGCGCCCGUGAGCGGCGCGCUUGCAACCGCACGUCGCGACCCCAGACUCAGUCGCCGUCAGAUGUCCAAUGCAGUGGCGCCCCCCAUUGCCCCUAACGUGUUCGACAUCAAACCCCUUGACCGUGUCAUCAAGCACAAGAACGUUAUCACCAUAGACGUUCCCAACGAUAUCCGCGCACAACGGCGACGCGACCCUAGGCUUGUUGCACGUAACCGACACCGGCCCAAGAAGUCCGAAGACCGCCGGCACGAAAGAGACAACAAAGAUAAGGAUUUAACAAAUGACGAUUACAUUGAUCGGUUGCAGAUACCUGACCCUAAAAAAAUUAAUAAACUUCCACCAAUACCUAAAAUCAAUCGAGAUGAACCUAAAGAAGAACUCCCUCCUACAACAAAGAGAAAGAAAGAUAUUCAGCGAGAGAGAAAGAAGAGAAAAGAGGAAAAUGAGGACUCGAAAGAUAGCUCUGGGUCUAAAGAUAGUUCUAGUUCUCCAGAUAAGAGACAGAAAAUCAAAGAUAAGAAAGCAAAACUAAGAGAUUGUCCGGAAGUGACAAAUAAGGCAGCCGAGCAGGAGGUGGUCGCCUUUAAAGAACUGAAAAAUUACCACAAGGAGCGCUACAUGCGAAGAAACAAAGAGAAAUCGGAAAGUCCAGAACAUCGCAAUGAAAAAGUGCAAGAAAUAGUUCCGGAAGAAUCUACAAAUGUACCUGAGGUUAUUGUCGAAAAUAAGGAUGUUGAUUUGCGUAUUUUACAUCCUGUUAUAGUAGAACAAGCUGCAUCUAUUGCACAAAAAAGGCCCUCAACGGAGGCUCUUGAUUGCAAAGUUAAAAAGAAUAAGCUAGAGAAAUUUGACAUAUUAUUUGGAAAUGAAGAUGUCGAUUUACGUCAACUACCCCAAGUUGAGGAAGUUAGUGCACCUACCCUUGUACCAAAUGAGAUUUCUGUUGUCAAAGAAGACGCUAAAAUAGAUGAUGAAGAAGAAGUAGAUAAAGAUAUAUCGCCAGUAGGUUCACCUAAAAAGGAUUGGAAUGAAGUCAAGGAGAAAGAAGCUACAAAAAAGACUCCUUCAAAAUUGGACCUAGUAAGAGCUAAAUUAGCAGAAGCAACGAAGAGUAAAGAUCGCCUCGGGCGGCCAUUUUUGUUUAGCAAGUCUCCAAGUGUUGAAAAAGAACGACGUCGAACUCUUAGUACUGAUGAAAAUGAUGUGCAUGCUGAAAGUGUCGAAGAAUUUGAUGCCGAUGAUCAUAAAAAGACCAUUUCGAUAAUUAUGAGUCAAGCUAAGGAACAAUACAAUGAUGGGCAACUCGAUAAAAAUCAGUACAACACUCUUAUGUACCAGGUGUUGCAACUCAAUGAAAAAUUAAAACUAAAAGAAGCCAAACAAAGGGAAUCGUUGGAAGUAUCUAAACGAAAAUUGAAAGCGCAUAUCGAUGAAGAAAAUCAUAAAAUAGUGUCGCCAAAAUCAUCUCCAUCGGACGCGAAUAGAUUUGGCGAUAUAGAUGAAAGAGUAACCCCAGCCCCGUUUGUAGAUAUUGCGUCUGACAAUAAAAUAAGUCAACAGGAUUCUGAUAUGCGAAUUAAUCAUGACGAUGUUGAGAAUGAAAUGAAUAUGUUGCCUCCGAUGCCACCCAUGAUGCCAAUGUUCCCUCCGAUGGGUCCGUUUCCGAUGUGGCGUGGUCAGCCAAGGCCGAGGAUGGAAGACUUUGGGCCUAGACGGUUUAGAGGGCCGAUGCCACCUUUCUUUAGAGGUAAAUUCGAUAGAAUGCCAAGGCCUCCAUUUGAUCCGCGCAUGCCAAUGCCUCCCUUACCUACUCCUAUGAUAGGCAUGUUUCAAGGGGAAAGUCCUCUUACUCCCUACGAAAGGUGUUCAUCGCCACCUCCACUGGGCGCUCCUGGUUGUCCGAUCCCACCGACUGACUACAGAAUCAUCGAGUACAUUGAUCGAGAUCCCGUUAAGACUAUACAAAUCGAUAGUAUUCCACGUGAAAUAAGGUUUUACGGCGAAACAGCUAUCAUAAUGCUGGAUUGGGAUGAUCCAAGGGAAAUCAAAUUCCUGCCCGGUUGUCGGAGAGUUACGUUUGAUAACAAAGAUUCUGUAGUGCUCUCUUUCAACGAAGGAUACAAGAAAGUAGAAAUGGACGAUCAAACAUUCAAUAUAAGAUUCGGCGCUCCGACUAGAGAAAUGUACAUCAACGACGGGUGGUAUGAAUGUUUCUUUGGCGGACAACCCAUGGGUGUGAUUAUCGACGGUAAACCUCAUUUAGUACAUUUGGAAGGACCACUACCCCAGGUAGACAUAGGAAAAACUAAAAGAACCGAUCUCGUCGCGGGGAAAAUAAACCUUAUUGUAAACGCCACUAUAGUGUGUCCUGUAUAUUUAGAUGCCAAAGUACAGAAGUUCCAAGUUAACGGACAGUUCUUCACUAUUCGGUUUGUAGACGCAUUACGGACUGUUCUUAUUAACGAGCGGCCUUUCCAAGUCGAGUUUGGAGACCUACCGAAGCCUAUAUACGUCAAUGGCGAGAAAUACUUCAUCAGGUUUUCAGCGCUGCCGAAGAAUAUAAAGCCGGGAUACGUAGAUAUAGCAAAUAUGGAGGGGUCGUUAGCCUUAGCGGCUCCUUCAAUGCCUGUCCUUAACCACCACAUUGCCAUGGAAACGGAUGAAGAACAACCUACUGAAGAUUCAUCAAAGGUGACCACUACGGAGAAUGAAAAUCAAGGUCUCGAUAUGCUAGCAAGCCUGAUGCCCACUAGCAUGGCUCCAGCGGCGAGCUCUGAGUACACCACGGAAGCGAUGUUCUCCAAACCCGAGGUCAUACCUGGCUUGGGUACAGAAGAAAAGCCAAACCCAAUGCCAAUGCUUGCUAACAUUAACGUUAACGAUCUCUUCGCGAAGCUAGUGGCUACUGGCAUCGUUUCUGUCGUAAAGGAGCCAGAGAAAACAGAGAUAAAAUCAGAUAAGUCAGAGAAGAUAGAAGAUGCGCAGAAAGUGAAGGAAGAUAAAAAUGUCAUUCAUAGGGUAGAUUUCUUCAAGCCAGAGACUCUGAGAGUUAAGCAGCCGGGUAUUGUGGCGAAGCUCUACGGCGGCAUGCAGUGCAGCGGGUGCGGCGCCCGGUUCCCGCCCGAGCACACGGUGCGGUAUUCCCAGCACCUGGACUGGCACUUCCGGCAGAACCGGCGCGAGAGGGACUCCGCCCGGCGUGCCCACAGUCGUCACUGGCACUACGACCUGUCCGACUGGGUGUUGUACGAGGAGGUCGAGGACUUGGAGGAGAGAGAAAAGAGUUGGUUCGAGACGGGUGGCGCUGAGGAAGGCGAAAAACCGGUGGAAGUUGCUGAGGAGACCCCGAGUGCUGCGGCCGGGCCGCCGGCGGAGCACCACUGCGCGUUGUGCGGCGACACCUUCGACCAGUUCUACAACGAGGACAAGGAGGAGUGGCACCUGAGGAACUCUGUGCGGCAUGACGACAACUACUACCAUCCGCUGUGCUACGACGACUACAAGGCUUCAAUAUCAAAAGACGAGCCUAAAGAGGAGAGUACAGUGGACAUAAUAGAAGAGAGCAAAGAGCCUGAAGCUAUAGAAAUCAAAGACCUGGAUGAUGAUGACUCGGACAAUGAGUCUGUGGUAGAAGUUCUGGAGCCAGAGCAAACCAUUGAAGCUGUUGAGGUGGAUGAUGGCGACGAGGACGAUGUGGUGCUGAAGUGUGAGCCCGUGGAGCAGGUGGUGGUGCGCGACGACGAGGACACGGACGACGAGACGGUCGCAGAACGAGAUCAGCGGGACCAGCAGGCCGCGCUACUCGCCGUCACCAUCAAGCAGGAGCCCAUCGACCCGGAUGAUGAGCCCAUAAUAACAGCGGAGGAGGAACACGUGGCGCCACCACCAGUAGAGAUCAUUCACAGCACCGUCACCUCAUCCAUUGAUGGCAACCUGCAACUGGAAGACGCCACCCCCACUGUGGCGUUUGGAGGGAUCCGAAUCAACAUUAAUAAAGUGCCCACCUUUGUGAACUCACCCGAUGACAAGGUGCUUGACGAUAUCAGUGCUGAUGAUGAGCCUCUCCCGCCUGGAGAGGAAGAGGAACUGGAGUUUAAACUCAAGCCAACUUUGGAGGGAAUUCAGUUUGGAAGACAGCCACCAGUGCAGCGAGGCAGUGAGCUGUCCGGACUUUGUUCAAUCAUGUGAUUGGCAGCUGUUAUUUUAUUUUCAAUCCGUCAAUUUGUGUGUAUAUAAUAAUGAAAUAUGCUCAAUAAAUGAUAUGUUUUAUAAACUGUGGCCAAAUAUACAGAGAUAUAAUUGAAAAUCUACUCAUUCAGUGUAACUAUUGAUAUGCUAUUCUUUUGAUUUUCUUUUACAGUUUAGUUCAGUCACAAAUAUAAUUUGAUAAUGAACUGUUAAAAAUUAUUUGAUCAGUAUAUUCAAGAUCUCAUAAACAGAUGUGAUGCUCAAGGUUCACCAAAUUAUCAAAUGUUUUUUUUUUAAUGAAAUUGUUUACUUAUCAAUAAUUGGCACUUACUUACUUAAUUUUAUUUAAUUUACUUUAAAUCAUGAUUGUAAUGUAAUUGCCGCUGAUUAGCAAUAACUGUAAAUAAUUUUUAAAAUGUCAAUAUAUAAUGUAGUUGUUUUGUGGGUAGUUGCAUAUAAAUAGAUUGAUAUUGACGUAAUCAUAACGUCAUUAAUUGUUUCGUAAAUUUGUAUCACUGCAAACGCGCGAGAUACAGUAUUAAAUAAUUAUGCCACGAAAUAUGCGUUAUGAAAAUAGAAAGCAAUCCAAAACUUUAAUUAUUCAAAAAUACAUCAGUAACUUGAUAAGGUUAAUUUAUUUUGCCCAAAAUUGUACUUUUAUAAAUAUUAUCUUUUUAGAAUCAAGCAAUUAUUGAUUUAUCUUUGGGGGAGGCUUUUGUCCAGCAGUGGAUGUCUUCCAGCUGAUGAUGAUGAUGAAAAUGAACUAUCAUUUUUGGGGCCACUGUAGAGUUUUCAAGUUUAUACAUUAAUUUAAUAAAUAAAUUUUAUAAAAUAUAUACCCCCAUAAGGUAAAAAGUCAGAAAACAAAAAAAACAUAUUGGCUGUAAUUUUUUCUUCUAGUGUAUACUUAGUUUAUGGUUAGUGAAAUAAUAUGUAUAUUUGCGACUGAGGGGCAAUGCGGGCUAUAACGUAUAAAUCUUUCAAAUUUGUGAUUGUUAUCACGAUAUAGUUUAUAUAGAAUUUUGUAUUGAAUGAACGAAAAUAUUAGUAAUACUGCCUUAAAUUGAUUAAACAAAAAUAUAACCGACAGUUUGUGCUGUAAUUAAACUUUUUCCUGCAACUAUUUAUAUCUUGUCACUUUCUACUUCUUCCUUGAUUCCUAGAAUUAAUAUCAUUUAAGACAUCAUAUUAUCUGCCUAGCUUUAAUUGCUUAUAAAUCUAUGAAAAAACAAAACACCACAAAAAUGUGAUAAUAUUAUAGAAGUGGAUUAAGAACAUUUAAUGAAUAAUUUACUUGUGUAAAUAUAUUUUGUAUCUAUUAUAUGGAGUUAGUUUUGUUAGUGUUAUUUUUAAGAAUCUCUAGGCAUUAUAAUUGAUUAUCAACAGUAUGUGCACAAAGUUGUCGACAACUGUUCAUUGUAUUAUUUACUUUCAUGUUUAGGAUAAAUAUGUGUUUGCUUAUGUUAUUGGGUUUUGGUUGUAAAUAAAGUUACUUUAAUUAUUGAUAGAA